GUGAAAAUGGGAAGCAGGGAGGAGGAAUGUGAAACAUUUCUGAUGCUGGUCCAGUGGCUGUUUACACGGCAGUCCGCCUGUGACAUCAGAGUCCGGACUUUAUAAAUGUCAGCAGGCGCAAGAAUGAGCAGUUAGCAAACAGCGUCACACGGGUUAUUGAGACAGAGUGAGCUCCAUCAGCAACACAAGCCGCCAUGGACCAACUGCUGCGUGCCGGUGCCAUAGCUUUGGCUGCACUGCUGUGUGUGGCUACACAGGUGCUGUGCCAGCUGUGUGACACUCCCUGCCUUUGCCCCAGUUCUGUCCCCGAGUGCCCCACAGGGGUCCCACUGGUGCUGGACGGCUGCCGGUGCUGCCAGGUGUGUGCCCGGCAGGGAGGCCAGCCCUGCACUGAGAUGUCCCCCUGCGACCGCCACAGAGGACUGCAGUGUGACUACAGCGCCAGUUUCCACGGAGACCCCGGGGAGUGUGUCCGUCAGGAGGAUCUGCGCUGUGAAGUCAACGGCAUCACAUACCAUGAGGGCCAGUCGUUUCAGCCCUCCUGUGACACCUACUGCCACUGCAGAGGUGGAGGGCUCAGCUGUGUGCCGGCUUGUCCUCUGAAUGCCCGUCUUCCCACUCCAGACUGUCCCAACCCACAACAUAUCCGGCUACCGGGAAAAUGCUGCAAGGAAUGGGUGUGUGAAAACCUAGAGAACACAGUCAUUCAGGAUGCCAUCACAGCCAUGAGACCGGGGAGGUUGUUGCCAGCUCUCCCGAUGGACCACCCUCUAAGUAAAGUGGUCCCACCUGCCUCCACCUGUACAGAGCGGAGCACCAAGUGGAGCGCCUGUUCCCAGAGCUGUGGGGCCGGGGUCUCCACACGCGUCUCUAACCAGAACCCGGCCUGCAGGCUGCAAAUGGAAACUCGACUUUGUAAAGUGCGGCCUUGCCAAAUAGUUCAGCACGUCUCAAGGGAACCCACGUGGGGACGAAAGGGACGGUGCAAGGCCAGCUACAAGUUACCAGGGCCCGUUCGGCUAGUCCACCAAGGCUGCUACAGCACCCGGGCUUACCGGCUCCGGUACUGCGGACAGUGCACCCACACCCGCUGCUGCACGCCUUAUCGGACCAGCACGGCUGAGGUGACCUUCCGCUGCCCCACCGGCAGACUGCUGCAGAGAGCUGUGAUGACGAUCCACUCUUGUGUUUGUCACAACAACUGCCCCUACUCCCCUUACACUAACCCGGCUCUGUGGGGAUACAGGCCCUGAUCGGCCUGCAGAAGAGCUCAUUCAUUUAGACUUCACUGGCCGAUUCAUGUCACCAGGCGGAUCCAUAAAGACAUCCUCUAAUUAAUGGACCUUAAAAGUAGAUAAAGACUUUGAUUGGGCUGGGAUGAACGUUGAUUUUCACACAUUUACAAUCUCACUCUGCACUUAUUUAACAAUACGUUUCACUCCUACACCGUGGUAACCCAUUUUACUGGUGGUUUCAUUCAUUAAAUGAAAGCAAGCAAGCUUAAUUUACAGGAUAUCGCACAUUUUUAACACUUACGUUACAAAGUGCUUGACAGAAGGAAGAAAAGAAGCAAUGAUGAAAAUAUAUUUAAAAAACUGAAAAAAGUUUAUAACCCACAACAAAAAGUUAUAGAAUUAAGGAAACAAGAUUUCUUUUAAGAAAUAUAUGCACUGAUUUGCCUUCUCUGAGACUUCUACCUGGGGGUUAGAGGACACAAUAACUCCUUUAAUCUCAGGGGUGCCUGGUUCUGUAAUGCCAAAGUAAAAUUCUAAAAUCAAUCCUGUGACAGCAAGCCAAUAGAGAGAAACAUAAGCUGGUGUCAUUUGUGAAUUAUAUUCAAAUGUUGUGAUGAUUUUUAGUCAAAAUGUGUUGCUUCAGAUGAAAGCAUGGAUAGACUGAAGUUAUGGUCUGAUUAAUGUAAAGUUCUUUAGUUUUAAAAACCAGGAAAUGUACUUUUGAAGUCUUAUUGAGGUCAGUAUUUAGAUUUGGAUCAGAAAUAAUCUCAAGAAUUUUUUUACACUGAGUGAAAUUGUGGACCGAUUGCAUUUGAGUACGGUAAUUCCUCAUCACUGUAUCUGGGCCAAGAAACAUAAUUUCUCGUUUUUCAAAUACUGUGUAGUGUUUUUCACCUAAACAACCUUAACCAUGUGCAAGGACAGCACUUUGUCUUUUAAAGCUUAUUUCAUUCAAUGGAAAUGUAUGCCACAGAUUGACUCCAGCCUUCGUGUUGACAGAUGUUGUUUUUGACGUGAGCAAUGCAACUUUUAAUUUGUACAGAUUUUGUGUGUUUGUAGUUUCAUGACAUUGCACUUCAUUUUUGUUUUGUUGUAAAUAAUUCUGGACACAUCUUUCCUAUGUAUAGUGAAAUGUGUCUCAAUAUUUUACAUACCUCUUGCUUUUCUACUUUCAA
Pseudoliparis swirei is the source of this 2410-nucleotide messenger RNA. RefSeq names its product cellular communication network factor 5 (gene ccn5). The transcript is spliced from 5 exons. NCBI's taxonomy places the organism in Eukaryota, Metazoa, Chordata, Actinopteri, Perciformes, Liparidae. Gene Ontology annotation, cellular component: extracellular region; extracellular matrix. The record is from RefSeq and is a predicted model, not a curated record. Gene Ontology annotation, molecular function: integrin binding; heparin binding. Gene Ontology annotation, biological process: cell adhesion; signal transduction. Bases 195 to 1253 code for a protein of 352 amino acids.